Ziziphus jujuba (common jujube) is the source of this 1682-nucleotide messenger RNA. Its product is annotated as putative pentatricopeptide repeat-containing protein At5g37570. The record is from RefSeq and is a predicted model, not a curated record. Gene Ontology annotation, biological process: RNA modification. The coding region runs from base 3 to 1673 and encodes 556 amino acids. The transcript has a single exon. Gene Ontology annotation, molecular function: RNA binding; protein binding. NCBI's taxonomy places the organism in Eukaryota, Viridiplantae, Streptophyta, Magnoliopsida, Rosales, Rhamnaceae.
ACAUGCCUAUUAUCCGCCGAUACUCUACCAUCCUCGCAUCCAAUAACCCGGCCCACACCGUGCCUUCGGUGUCAACGCUUCUCAAAGCCUGCAAAACUUGUCGUCAGCUCCAACAAGUCCAUUCCCAAAUCAUCCGCAAAGGUCUAGAGCAAGACCACUUUCUCAUUACUCAAUUUAUAUGCCUCUCCCGAGCUCUCUCCUGCCUCUUCUACUCUACCAGCGUCUUCAACCGCGUUCUCUGUCCCAACAUAUUUCUCUGGAACGCCCUCAUUAGGGGUUACUGCGAGAAGUCUUCUUUCUCUGACACUGUUUCGGUGUUUAUUCGCAUGAAGAGAGAGGAGGGUUCUCCUGAUAGUUAUACGUUUCCGUCGCUCAUCAAGGCCUGUACAGGUGAGGAUAAGAUCAGGGAAGGAAAGGCCAUCCAUGGGUCCGUGGUGAGACAUGGGGUUGAAGGGGACGUGUUUGUUAGUACGAGUUUGGUUGACCUGUAUGGUAAAUGUAGGGAGAUUGAGUGUGCCCGUAAGGUGUUUAAUGGUAUGUCGGAGAGAAAUGUGGUUUCUUGGACGGCUAUGGUUGUUGGGUAUGUGAUUGCUGGGGAUUUAAUAGAGGCAAAGAGACUGUUCGAUGAGAUGCCGCAGAGAAACGUGGCAUCUUGGAAUGUAAUAAUUGGGGGGUUAGUGAAACUGGGUGAUCUGAACAGUGCUCGGAAGAUUUUUGAAGAGAUGCCUGAAAAGAAUGUGGUUUCUUUUACGACUAUGAUUGAUGGGUAUGCGAAGGCAGGUGACAUGGUUUCUGCAAGGUUUUUGUUUGAUCAAUCACCAGAUACUGAUAUAGUUGCGUGGUCGGCAUUAAUAACUGGGUACACCCAGAAUGGUCAGCCCACUGAGGCCCUGAAUGUUUUUCUUGAAAUGAACGAGAUGAAUAUUAAGCCUGAUGAGUUUAUAAUAGUGAGCUUGAUGGCAGCUUGUUCACAGAUAGGUAGUUUGGAAGUUGCUAACUGGGUUGAUAAUUAUGUAACACAAAGUUCCAUUAACAUUCAUGGGGCUCAUGUUUUUGCGGCUCUUGUUGACAUGAAUGCGAAGUGUGGGAACAUGGAGAGAGCAACGAACCUGUUUGAACAGAUGCCUAAAAGGGAUUUGAUUUCUUAUUGUUCCAUGAUUCAAGGGUUGUCCAUUCAUGGUCGUGGGAAACAAGCUGUUUCGCUCUUCAAUAGGAUGAUAAACGAAGGUUUGACUCCUGAUGAGGUAGCUUUUACAGUAAUCCUGACUGCCUGCAGCCGAGCUGGACUUGUUGACGAGGGUUGGCACUUCUUUAAAUCAAUGCGAAAUGAGUACAGUAUUGUUCCCUCUCCUGAUCAUUAUGCUUGUAUGGUUGAUCUUCUCAGCCGCCUAGGACACUUAAAAUCAGCUUAUGAGCUUCUAAAAUCAAUGCCUGUGGAGCCACAUGCUGGUGCGUGGGGUGCUCUACUGGGGGCCUGCAAGCUACAUUGUGAUAUAGAGCUUGGGGAGUUGGUUGCUGAUAGGCUUUUUGAGCUUGAACCUCAGAAUGGUGGCAGUUAUGUUUUAUUGUCUGAUAUAUAUGCAGCAAGAGACCGCUGGUUUGAUGUUUCCGUGGUGAGGGACAAAAUGAAGGAGAGAGGCAUUAAGAAAAUACCUGGUCGCAGUCGGAUUUAGUUUGCAGGG